Molecule: messenger RNA, 1091 nt
Organism: Balaenoptera ricei (Rice's whale)
Lineage: Eukaryota; Metazoa; Chordata; Mammalia; Artiodactyla; Balaenopteridae
Gene: DNAJC17
Product: DnaJ heat shock protein family (Hsp40) member C17
Exons: 11
Coding region: 24-1016 (330 amino acids)
Biological process (GO): spliceosomal complex disassembly
Cellular component (GO): spliceosomal complex
Molecular function (GO): RNA binding
Source: RefSeq, a predicted model, not a curated record
CUAAUCCAGUCAGGGUUGGAACCAUGGCGGUGGCCAAGGAGCUCUUACAGAUGGACCUGUACGCGUUAUUAGGUAUCGAGGAGGAGGCGACGGACAAGGAGAUGAAGAAGGCAUAUAGGCAGAAGGCCCUCUCCUGCCACCCAGACAAAAAUCCGGAUAAUCCCAGAGCAGCUGAACUCUUCCAUCAGCUUUCUCAGGCCUUGGAGGUACUGACUGAUGCUGCCGCCAGGGCUGCAUAUGACAAGGUCAGGAAAGCCAGGAAGCAGGCAGCAGAGAGGACCCAGAAACUUGAUGAGAGAAGGAAGAAAGUGAAGCUUGAUCUGGAGGCCCGGGAGCGGCAGGCCCAGGCCCACGGCAGCGACGAGGAGGAGGAGGAGGAGAGCCGGAGCACCGGGACACUAGAGCAAGAGAUCAGACGCCUGCGAGAAGAGGGUUCCCGGCAGCUGGAGGAGCAGCAGAGGGUGAUCCAGGAGCAGAUACGCCAGGAACGGGAACAGAGGUUGAGAGGAAUGGCAGAAAAUCCUGAAAGCAAAGGAACCCCCAAGCUAAAGGUGAGCCCUGCGGAUCUACAGGCCACCUCACACCAUCUCCUCUCAGCAGAACAGAUGAUUCCAUGGGCACAGCUCAAGUGGAAGGGCAAGAAGGAGGCCAAGUCACAAGGCGGCUAUUCCAGAGAUGUCCUCCUGCGGCUUUUUCAAAAGUACGGAGAGGUGCUCAACCUGGUACUGUCCAGUAAGAAGGCAGGCACCGCCGUGGUGGAGUUUGCAACCAUCAAGGCUGCGGAGCUGGCUGUCCAGAAUGAAGUGGGCCUAGUCGAUAACCCCCUGAAGAUUUCCUGGUUGGAGGGACGGCCCCAGAGCACAAUGGGCCCUAACCACCCAGGACUGUCCCAGGGUUCGGUGCGGUCUGAGAGGGACUAUGAGAGCCUCGUCAUGAUGCGCAUGCGCCAGGCAGCUGAGAGGCAGCAGCUGAUCGCCCAGAUGCAGCAGGAGGACCAGGCUGGGCAGCCCACGUAGCCUCCUGCCUCCAGCCCUCCCAUCCCACAGCCCUUUUCUUAAACAUCACCAAUAAACUUUUUUUUUUUUUUUUUU